GCUUCUUCGCCGACGAAACUAAACUCAACCAACAUGGCGUCCGUGCGAUCGACAGCUGCCCUCCUCGUCCUCCUUGCCUUCGUCUGCGUCGCCGUCGCGCAGCCAACCUUCCUCCUGAAGAAGCCCUCCUACGGCUACGGCUUCGGCUACGGCGUCGGCUACGGGUCCUACCCAUCCUACGGCUCCUACGGCUACGGAUCCUACGGUUACAAGCCCUACGGACAAACCUACGGUUACGCAUACAAGCAGCCUUCUUAUCACUACUGGUAAAUCUUUCUCUAAUGCAGAAAGAUAAAGUUUUAGUACAAACAAAAAACUAUUCCUGAACGAUGUUAUCUGCGACUGUCUUUGUUUUGUGAUUGUUCUAUGUUUGUAAUAUCAACUUUGUGGCAUUUGUAGGAAACGGUGGAUAAUAUUAUUUAUACUGUACACCAUUUCAUUAUCAGAUAGCUACUCCUGUUUCGAAAUUGAGAUGUAAAUCAGAAUAUUUAUUUACCAAAUUUAUUUAUCAACAUGUCAACAUCUCUUUUACAAUAAAG
Penaeus indicus is the source of this 539-nucleotide messenger RNA. RefSeq names its product shematrin-like protein 1. The record is from RefSeq and is a predicted model, not a curated record. The transcript is spliced from 3 exons. NCBI's taxonomy places the organism in Eukaryota, Metazoa, Arthropoda, Malacostraca, Decapoda, Penaeidae. The coding region runs from base 34 to 270 and encodes 78 amino acids.